AUGGCAGCAAGUACGAGCACAGGAACAAAUCAAGUUCAGCAGCAGGUACAAACAAUAGUUUUCAAGUUCGAUGGUAAAUCAAAUUUCACCAUGUGGAAACGUUUGAUGGAGCUGUGUUUAACAACCAGUGGAUAUAGAGAUAUUAUGAAGAAAGGUUUUGUCGAACCAACUGAAGAAGAUAAAGGAAAAGCUGAUGAGCAACAAGUUGAGAAAGAUCGUAUGCUCAACCAAAAAGCUUUGCUAUUGAUCUGUCAAUCAAUGGAGCUAUCUGUUUUUGAGAAAAUUUUCCAUGCCAAAUCCGCAAAAGAGGCUUGGGAAAUCUUGAUCAAUACAUAUGAAGGUGCUGACCCUGUCAAACGAACGAGGUUGCAAGGUUUAAAACGCCAGUUCGAGCUGAUGGAGCAAGGAAGAGAUGAAAGCAUUCGUGAUUAUUUUUCACGAAUGGACAAGCUCGUCAACGAAAUGAAAUCCAACGGCGAUGACAUAAAGGAGAAAGAUGUUGUGGACAAAAUCAUGCGCACGCUCUCAACUCGUUUUGAUUAUGUGGUGGCAGCCAUUGAAGAAGCAAAGGAUCUCACAAAAAUGACUCUAAAUGAUCUGCAAGCAUCUUUGGAACACUGGAUUCUUUGUCAGAGCAAUCGUUGA
Lotus japonicus is the source of this 645-nucleotide messenger RNA. RefSeq lists its product as uncharacterized. The record is from RefSeq and is a predicted model, not a curated record. Lineage: Eukaryota; Viridiplantae; Streptophyta; Magnoliopsida; Fabales; Fabaceae. The transcript has a single exon. Bases 1 to 645 code for a protein of 214 amino acids.